This is a messenger RNA of Notothenia coriiceps (black rockcod), 1698 nucleotides long. RefSeq names its product protein AMBP. Lineage: Eukaryota; Metazoa; Chordata; Actinopteri; Perciformes; Nototheniidae. The coding region runs from base 626 to 1396 and encodes 256 amino acids. The transcript has 6 exons. The record is from RefSeq and is a predicted model, not a curated record.
GUGUGUGUGUGUGUGUGUGUGUGUGUUGUGACCACUAGGGGGCAGAGACAGGGCUCCACAACACUGUCCCUUCUGUGAAUAAUAGCUCUCUAAUGGGUAAUCUAGUGACAUCACUGCUGCCUUUUUCACUAGUAAUUAUCAGAUAUUAAAGGAAAAGUGAAGAAUUUUUUUUAAAGUGAGGUUGUUUGUGGUACUUAUCUAUAAUCACUUUAUAACCUACAGAAGAUGGUGAUCGAUAUGCCCCACGUUCACAGACAGGAGUUCUGGCAUUGAAGCAAAGCAAUGUACUGCCAUGAAGUGGGGCAGCAAUACAACUUAUUUUAGACACUAUACAAAUCAAUAUCAGUGUACACUAUAUUUAACUGUUCUUACAGUUUAUCUGGUAAGUACCUCAUACAACCCUUUAAAAAAUGCAGCUAAGCCUUUCAAUUCUGACAGGUAUUGAUUUGUUUGUUUUAGCCUCAAAUUCUGAAGUCCAGUGAUCCUCUGCUGAUCAUAUCGAGUGAACACACACGCUAAGAUAAAGAGACAGAACUUUGCUCUUUUAGUUGUGUUUUUUGUUUUGGUAGUGUUGAGGCAGGGAAUUUACAAAAAACCCAUUGAGUCAGUUUGAGGGUCUGACAGGAUGCAGGGAGCGGUGAGUCCGGGGUCUCUGCUGGUCCUGGGGUUGGCCUGGAUGCUGCAGGCCGGCCCUGUACUCCAAGAUGAUCUCAUUCCCAUACAGGAGAACUUUGACCUUGGCCAGGUAAGUGGACUAAAAUACAGAUUUUAUUCAUUCGUAGAUGACAAAAAAUUAGGUUAUCCCUUCCUCCUCCAUCUUUUUUGCCAUGGGAAAUGCUUUGCUCUACAUUAUAUUUGUCUCCUGCAGUUCAUGGGGAAGUGGAAUGAGGUAGCGGUGGUUUCCUCCUGUCCUUACUACAUGGAGGACAAGAGGGAGAACCCUGUCAUUGUUGCACUUGAUCUGCAACAAGUGGCUCCUGAUGGGAACUUCACCAUGAUGUCUGCGAGAUUCAGGAAUGGCACGUGUAAGCACAGAUCCACAAACUAUCGUUUGACCGACACUCCAGGACGAUUCUUCAACCAUGUUGCAAGGUUCGGAGCAGACGUUGAUUCAUUCGUGGUUCACUCCAACUAUAAUGAGUACGCAAUGAUGCUCCUGCUGAGCACUGAACAACCUUCAGGAACUAAAACCUCCAAAAUCAAGCUAUAUAGUCGGAGUAAGAGUGUGAGUGCUGCUGUGCUGGAAGACUUCAAGACGCUGGUCAGAGAUCAUGGACUGAGUGAUGACGCUAUCAUCGUGAAUCAGAAUAUAGGUCAGUGUUCAGGUGAGCAGGAGACGAAUCCCAUCUCAACUCAGCCCCAGGUACGAACUUCAUCCUCAUGUGCUGAAAUCUAAUUUGGAUACUGAAAAACCCUCGUGUCAUGCGCUCUGGAUACCUUAUGUUGAGACGUUUGUUCCCACCAGGUUGGAAAUAAAUGAGGGGCCACCUUUGGUUCCAGGGCGCUGCUAAUGUUUGACCAGGUGAUGACAAAUGAAUUGAGAGGGUGACUGAUCCUGUGAAACAACGGAAAAGGAGGGUCAUCUCACAAAGCAGACUAUGAUGUAAAACUAUGUAUGAGUGUGAAAAAACAUUUUCCUAAAAGAAAGAAACACAUUUGUUAUUACUGACUUUCAUAUGUGUCACGGUUUGUGAAACA